This is a messenger RNA of Zygosaccharomyces rouxii, 762 nucleotides long. RefSeq names its product rRNA-processing protein RRP15 (gene RRP15). The coding region runs from base 1 to 762 and encodes 253 amino acids. Gene Ontology annotation, biological process: maturation of 5.8S rRNA; maturation of LSU-rRNA. NCBI's taxonomy places the organism in Eukaryota, Fungi, Ascomycota, Saccharomycetes, Saccharomycetales, Saccharomycetaceae. The transcript has a single exon. Gene Ontology annotation, cellular component: preribosome, large subunit precursor. The record is from RefSeq and is a predicted model, not a curated record.
AUGGCUUCUAAACGUACUAGAAGUGUCAGAUUUGCUGAAUCCGAAAAGCCAGAGGAGAAAUCGGUUGAGGAACAAGUAGAAGCUGAAAGUCCGAGUGAUAAUGGUGAUAAUAGCGAAGAUAUAGGUGAUGAGUCUGCAGAUGAAGCAAGUGGAAGCGACAAUGCUGAGAUAGAGGAGCCAUCCAGUGAAGAUGACAACGAAGAUGACAACGAAGAUGACGAAGAAGAAGAAGCAGAAGAAGAAGAGGAAGAAGGUGAUGAUUUUCCUCGCAAGAAGAAAUCGAAGAUGAGCAAGCACGAUGAUGGAUCUGCAGGGUUUUCUAGUGCUAUGAGUGCAAUCUUGUCGUCACAUUUGAAAGCUUACGAUAGGGAUGAUCCUAUCAUGGCAAGAAAUAAGAAAAUUUUGAAGAAGAGUGACUCUGAUAAAUUGGAAAGACAAGCUAAAAGGGCAUUAUUAGUCGAAAAGAAGAAGAAAUUGAAUAAGGUUAGAAGGAAGGAUGUUAUCCCCAAGGUAACUGAUGACUCUGGAGAGAAAACCGGUGAAGAAAUUAGAGACGUACUUGAAAAAGAAGCCAGAUUAAAGAAAAUUGCUAGGAAAGGUGCUGUCAAAUUGUUUAAUGCGAUACUUUCCACGCAAGUUAAUACUGAAAGAGAUUCUAAGACUGUGACAGGUUUUGGUCAACAGGAAAAGAAACAAAGAUUGGUUGAUCUGUCUAAAGAAAAAUUCUUGGAUAUGGUGAAAGCUGCUGGUGAUGAUGAAUAA